GCCGAUCCCUCUCAAAGCUCAAAGUUGACAGGCUUGACAGCUCGGAUUAGCUGCGUGCUUGCUGGCAGGCUUUUUCUUGGUCUCGUCACUAAUUCUCGGCCUCACAGACUGUCGAGGUUAUUCUUGGGUCCACCAAUCUCGCUAACGUCGCGUCUGGAUAAUGUCCAGCUCUCUAGCGAAAGGCAGAACAGAGGAAGAUGAGGCUGAGCUCAGAAGAAGUAUAGCAACGGGAGGGGGAAAGAAGGAUAGUGAUGGUGGAAACGCUGUAUCCUCUAUUUUGUGCUACUGUGUCGCGUCUAUCAUGAUGACUCUUGUGAAUAAGUUUGUCGUGUCUGGUAGCCAGUUCAAUAUGACAUUCCUGCUGCUCACACUUCAAUCAACCGUCUGUGUCGGUGCUGUAUGGUCUGUCAAGAAGAUCGGAAUAAUCUCUUUCCGUAAUUUCGAUACCCAUGAUGCGAAAGCGUGGUUCCCUAUCAGUUUCCUCCUUGUUUGGGUUAUAUAUACCGGCUCUAAGAGUCUUCAAUACCUUAGUAUACCCGUUUACACAAUAUUCAAGAACCUGACGAUCAUCCUCAUUGCAUAUGGCGAAGUCAUUUGGUUCAACGGUCGAAUUUCUAGACUUACAAUGGUAUCUUUCGGUUUCAUGGUUUUCUCAUCAGUAGUCGCAGCUUGGGCCGAUGUGAACGGUGCAGAAACCGCUGUUGCCGCUAUACCAGUCAGCGCAAGCGCUGGUCUCGAAAUCAUGACCAACAUGGUACAACGGCUUGAUAUCGGGUACUUCUGGAUGCUUCUCAAUUGUUUGGCAAGCGCGGGCUAUGUACUUCUCAUGCGCAAGCGCAUCAAAGUUACAGGGUUUUCGGAUUGGGACUCGAUGUUUUACAACAAUCUACUCUCCAUACCCGUGCUCGCUGUCUUCUCUAUUAUAGCAGAAGAUUGGGGUACUGCGAAUUUAACUCGGAACUUCCCUCCCGAGACUCGAACAGUGCUGCUAUCAGCGAUCGCGUUUUCUGGGGCAGCGGCCGUUGGCAUUUCAUAUACCACUGCUUGGUGUGUUCGCACGACAAGCUCCACCACGUAUAGUAUGGUCGGUGCUUUGAACAAGCUACCUGUUGCAGCGUCCGGCAUGAUCUUCUUUGGGGAUCCCGUGACGGUUGGAUCUGUAUCCGCAAUUACUAUGGGGUUCUUUGCUGGAGUAAUCUACGCGGUCGCAAAGAAUAACCAGAAGAAGCAGGAGAUGCGCGCUCAGACUGGCGGCGUUCUUCCAAUGACCAACCGGACCUCGUCGUAGCCUAUUCAGGUCUCUGACCCUCAUUCCUGGAGAAUGACCUCGACCUUUAGUUAUCCUAAACCUCAGAAGGACGUGCGCGUAAUAGCUAGCGUCAUGCUCAGCCUCAUUUAUAGACGGUGAUAAUUUUGC
Coniophora puteana RWD-64-598 SS2 is the source of this 1417-nucleotide messenger RNA. RefSeq names its product GDP-mannose transporter. Gene Ontology annotation, molecular function: GDP-mannose transmembrane transporter activity; antiporter activity. NCBI's taxonomy places the organism in Eukaryota, Fungi, Basidiomycota, Agaricomycetes, Boletales, Coniophoraceae. The transcript is spliced from 9 exons. Bases 161 to 1288 code for a protein of 375 amino acids. Gene Ontology annotation, cellular component: Golgi apparatus. The record is from RefSeq and is a predicted model, not a curated record.